AUGCCGACUAUACGAGACUGGCUGAUCGAAAACCCCAUGGCAAUUCCUUUACUGAUCCGUGCAUGGUGGAUGAACGAGCUUCCCAACGCACCGAGCCAAGUUAUCGAAGUUGCAAAGGAGUUGUCACAUUCGACCUUAGGAAUACGCAUAAUCAUGGAUAAGAUGAGUGAAUUCCUGCCAGGAGCUGGUUGUGCGACCGUUGUCGGAGUUGCUGCAUUCGGUCUCUGGCUAUCGCAGCAGCAGCACUCUGGUUCAGCCAAUGUGGAACACAUCGAAGGUAGACCGAACGCUGCACCGCCCAACCAUACUAAUUCACAGAUGUUUCCAUCUCAAGAUCCGUCGUCAAGUCUUACCGGUGGCCUGGUCAAUAAUUCGCCAAUUUCGAUGCACGGCCCGACGUCAGCAAACGUGGAAAACGCACCAAGCCCGAUCCUUGUUCAAGUGACGGGGAGGAGGGGAAAGGUUCGGACUGAAGGGCAGCCUCGCAUACACAUGACCCGUGGCAUGAGAGAGCUAAAGGGACCUUUGUAG
Molecule: messenger RNA, 531 nt
Organism: Bacidia gigantensis
Lineage: Eukaryota; Fungi; Ascomycota; Lecanoromycetes; Lecanorales; Ramalinaceae
Exons: 2
Coding region: 1-531 (176 amino acids)
Source: RefSeq, a predicted model, not a curated record